CAUGGAGCACCUGGGGCAACGCCUACCCAGAGACCACAUUCCCGGGUACCAAUCACCUUCCCCAGCUUAAUUGGUCAGGCCAGAAAAGGGCCCGGGAGGGGGACUGGGAGGUGGGGAAGUCAUGUGAGCAGGGCGGUAGCCUCUUCCAGGGCCCAGGGUCUAGGUGUGACAUCAUGACCUCUGCAGGACCCCAGCUCUGUCCAAGACUCCAGCCCCCUUCCUGCUGCUCUCCUGGGGUCCAGAGCAGUCGCUAUGCCCUGCCGCCUGCACAGCAACUCAGCCCUGGGGGCAAGGCCCUGGAAGGGAGCUAUAAGCUGGGUGGCUUCCUGGAAGCAGAGGCCCCCAUCUGGCCCAGUGGUGUCCCUGACCCCCAGCUGGUGAGGAACAUCAUAGCCCAAGUGGAGUCCUACCUAUCCAAUGAGAAUCUGGCCCAGGAUGCCUUCCUCCUGAAGCACGUGCAGAAAAGCAAGCUGGGCUUCGUCAGCAUCAAGCUACUGACCUCCUUCAAGAAGGUAAAGUGUCUGACCCGUGACUGGCGCCUGACAUGCUAUGCCCUGCGUUCCUCAGCCAUGCUGGAGGUGAAUGAGGAGGGCACUAAAGUGCGUCGAAGGAUUCCUGUCCCUGACUGGCUCUUGGUUCUCUCACACACCAAAUUGCUUCUGGUGUGGGAAGAUCCAGAACCUGGGUUCCCCAGAGAGUCAACAGUCCAGCCCCCGGGGUUCCUAGCAGCUGUUAGUAACCUCUUUGGACCUUUUGGGGCCCUCACUUCCAUCCGUGUCCUGCGGCCAGGCAAGAAGCUCCCACCAGAUGUGCUGCCCUAUGCAACCCGCUAUCCUGAGCUUCUCCACUGUCCCUGUGCCCUGGUCCAGUUUGAGAGCGUGGAAGCUGCUGGCCAGGCCUUCACUACCUUACAGGAAGACCCUAGGGGCUUUCGAGUGGUGAGGCUGGCCAAGAAGGGCCAUCGUCAGAAUGGGCCUGGGGUGGAAGGAGGCAGCAUUCCCCCAGCCCCCUGUGCCAGCUCAGAGGCUCAGGAACCCCAAACAUCAUUCUCUCCUAACCUGUUGGGUCCCUUGCCCACUGUGACCCACUCCUGGUCCUGGGGUCCCAAUCCUGUUCCUCCCCUGCCCAGGCUUGAUGUGAGCCGCCUACCUCAUGGCCCUGAUGGCACAAGAGGUUUUCACCACCGAGUUAGACACAUACUACAGCCCUGAGUCCCAGGGGUAGACUAGAGCUCAGGGAAGAAGUGAAGACCAUGGGGGAGUGGGGAAGAGGGACAGCAAUGGGGAAAAGCCUGUUCAGCUGGCUCAUUUUUGUGAUCAUCUCCAAUAAAUGAUGCCUCAGGUCUCCUU
Molecule: messenger RNA, 1349 nt
Organism: Monodelphis domestica (gray short-tailed opossum)
Lineage: Eukaryota; Metazoa; Chordata; Mammalia; Didelphimorphia; Didelphidae
Source: RefSeq, a predicted model, not a curated record